CCUUGCCCUUUUUUACGCCUUCUCCAAUCAUUAUCGGAAAAUAUUUAGACGAAUAGACAUGGGAAUGGGAGAAAAAACCUCUGCGCAACUCUAUCAAAAAGAUGAUCACAUUCAACCUCCCGAUCAAAGGUUGCAAGAGACUACAGCAGCGGGAGCCGAGGAUGCGUCUCCACCCGAAAGUACAGAAGGAAAGCCAAUACUCAACGGCGGUAUGGAAGCUUGGUUGAGUGUGGUGGCUGCCUUCUGCGUUUUUGUGAAUACCUGGGGCUUGAUCACCACGUUCGGCGCUUUCCAAGAGUAUUACCGCACCGUACUCCUGCGUGAGGAGUCAUCCUCCGCCAUCUCUUGGAUCGGCAGCAUCCAGGCUGCUCUGAUUGUUAUGGUCGGCAUGAUAGCGGGUCCGUUGGUAGAUUCAGGAUAUCUACGCGUACUGAUUGUGUGUGGUAGUUUCCUCAUCGUCUUCGGGAUGAUGAUGACUAGCAUUGCUACGGAGUACUACCAGGUACUCCUUUCACAAGCAUUCUGCGUCGGGCUAGGCGGAGGUGUCUCAUAUAUUCCAGCAAUAGUAGUUUUAUCCUCGUUAUUUACGACCAAGCGGCCAGUGGCCAUCGGCAUCGCAUCAAUUGGCUCUAGCGUCGGCGCAGUAAUAUUCCCCAUCAUGUUCCGCCGACUACAGCCAAAGAUCGGAUUCCCAUGGACCGUCCGCUGUAUCGGGUUCAUCAACCUGCUCAUGGUGACAGUGACAUGUGCGAUCCUAUGUCGAAAGCCGGGAAAGAAAACACGCGCGCGAAGCUUAAUCGAAUGGACAGCGUUCAAGCAGCCCGCAUUCAUGCUCCUAUCGCUAUCUCUGACAUGCGUGAUGCUCGCAUAUUACGUCCCGAUCUUCUAUGUCGCGACCUAUGCCCGGGUGAAGUUGCACACGGACACGAACCUGUCCUUCUACCUGGUGUCCAUCAUCAAUGGAGCCUCGGCAUUCGGGCGAACGGUCCCGUACCUGGCUGGCUCUCGCAUGAACCCGAUUUUCGUCCUGAUUUCUUGCACCGCCGCGUCGGCGGUCGCGAUGUUCACCUGGAUUGCAACCAGUAACACCGCAGGAUUCAUUGUCUGGGCCUGCUAUUGGGGUUUUCUGAGUGGAGUACUGGUCACCGCACCGACGUCCAUUGUCGCUCACCCUGUUUUCACACCGGAUAAGAACUACCUAGGCACUCGAACGGGGAUGAUGUGGGGAAUAAGCUCGAUUGGUUCGUUAGCUGGAGCGCCCAUUGCUGGAGCCUUAGUCGACCUUGAAAAUGCGAACUUUAUACGGUCACAGGCGUUUGCGGGCAGCUUGAUGGUAGCCGCUGCUCUCUUGCAAACAUGGCCGACAAUCGCUGCGUUCAGAUAUGAUCGAAAUAAAGGUCUAGAGGCCAAGUAGUGGGAGAGACGCAACCAGGAGACAGUUCUAUUAUUUCUCACCGUAUAUAAAGUCUACGGAACUAUCAUACCACUUAAUUUCGGAUCCAUCAUUACAAGGUCUAUGUACAUACAUCACCACCACAUAAAAUCAAUCUCGAUAAUUAAUAAAAAUAAUCUUACGCGGCUCUUGCAAAGUAAGUGAACCACGAAUCGUCUCCUUAUCCCGAUAAUAACCAUCAUAAACCCCGGUCCACAUAAACCGAUCCGCACACAUAGACUUAUCAAGCGUCUCCACGACAUCAUCAAGCGGCUUCCAAGGCUUCGUCAACGGUCAAUUACUAAAGUGACCAAGAUAUGCGCUCGGCCAUAGCAUUCCACUCCUCAUCCUUAUCUUCCGCCAUAUUCUGCUCACGGUCCGUACCCCGGAAUUCGCCCGUGAGCAAUGCCAAUCUAUGAUGGGGCAGAAAUCAUAGUCGAGUCUGAACAAGUGAUUCAGGACCUCCAUAUCAAAGUUGCCAGACG
Molecule: messenger RNA, 1917 nt
Organism: Aspergillus alliaceus
Lineage: Eukaryota; Fungi; Ascomycota; Eurotiomycetes; Eurotiales; Aspergillaceae
Product: putative MFS monocarboxylate transporter
Exons: 3
Coding region: 59-1414 (451 amino acids)
Biological process (GO): transmembrane transport
Cellular component (GO): fungal-type vacuole membrane
Molecular function (GO): transmembrane transporter activity
Source: RefSeq, a predicted model, not a curated record